AGUCUCUAUGCUUUCUUAAAUAUAUUAGGACACAAAACGCAUAAUGUGAUCAGUCUUAGCGAAUAUGCAAUUGCGAAAAUCUACAAAGUUGUAAAUCCUUUUGAACCAACAACUUCAGAUAAACAGCGGACAGAGAUCGAUUGGAAUAAAUGUAUUUUAUCUCAAGACAGCAGUUCUGAAAGUCUCUCUUGCCCUGCCGAUUCUACGCGUGGCACAGAUGAGCUGGUUAUAAAACGACUGCUGAAAGUCUCAUUGCAUUUGAAAAACUCGGUUGUUUACCUAAGCAAAUAA
Paramuricea clavata is the source of this 291-nucleotide messenger RNA. Lineage: Eukaryota; Metazoa; Cnidaria; Anthozoa; Malacalcyonacea; Plexauridae. The record is from the annotation of a GenBank genome assembly.